Molecule: messenger RNA, 2545 nt
Organism: Triplophysa rosa
Lineage: Eukaryota; Metazoa; Chordata; Actinopteri; Cypriniformes; Nemacheilidae
Product: gastrula zinc finger protein XlCGF7.1-like
Exons: 3
Coding region: 435-1325 (296 amino acids)
Biological process (GO): regulation of transcription by RNA polymerase II
Molecular function (GO): DNA-binding transcription factor activity; RNA polymerase II cis-regulatory region sequence-specific DNA binding
Source: RefSeq, a predicted model, not a curated record
UGUGUCUCGCUUUGUCGAGCAAUGGAUGAAAGAUUUUUUAAAUCUCUAAAUACAAGUUAAGGAACAAAGCGAUUACUUUUCAGUUCUUUCAGGUGUGUGUAUUUCAUUAAAUCUUUUUAAUCGGAAAUGUUCCUCUUCUCCAUACAGUUAUUGCGUUUUAUGAGUAGCAAACCACCAAGUGUGUUCGUAUUAACGUAAGUUUACUUACUGCCACGUGAUCUUGAUAAAGUCAAGCUAUGAUAAAGACACAAAGACACGAUGAACAAAAGUGUUGCAGACCACAGCAAACAAUAACCGUGUCAUUACUCCGAAAUCUGUUCCUCUAGUUCUCGAUGCUAAACAUACAGUCAUAUUCAGUGAAGCCAUUCUCUCACCAGUUCAUCAGUAAAUACUGUGAGGAAUUCAGACUAGCGGGAAGCUGACCCACUGUUGUAAUGAUGGAGCGUGUUAAAGAGGAGAGUGAAGACACAACGAGAGAUGAGGACACUGAGGAAAAAAGAGACCGGUUGGAAGUAAAACAAGAAGAUCAAGAAGAAAAUGAAAUGGACGAUGAACAUCAGUACUACAAUUUCAAUACCGAAGAAAAUACGUUCAGGUCCUUACAAACUGAGGAGAAUUCUUCUCAAGGAAAAGCAGAAGACAGAAAUUCUUUUGAAUGUCAUUUUUGUGGUAAGACUCUCUCUCAGAAAAAGUACCUGACAAAUCACAUAAGGCUUCACACAGGUGAGAAGCCCUUCACGUGCACUCAGUGUGGAAAGAGUUUCGUCAAUAAAAACACUCUUAGUGUUCACAUAAAGACUCACGCUAGUGAAAGGCCUUACACUUGUUCUCAUUGUGUGAAGAGUUUCAUAUCAAAAACACAUCUAAAGAGUCACAUGCGAGUUCACACGAGAGAAAAACCUUUCACGUGCCCUCAAUGUGAUAAAAGUUUUACACAACGAGCAAGCCUUAAGAAUCACAUACGAAUACAUACAGGUGAGAGGCCUUUCUCGUGCCAUCUGUGUGAUACUAGUUACACACACGCACAAAGUCUCGUACACCAUCUGAAGAUUCACACGAAAGAAAGGCCGUUUAGCUGUGAUCAGUGCAGGAAAACGUUUGUUUUGGCAGCAACGCUGAAGGUACAUCAGAAGACUCAUACGGCCGAGAAGCUGUAUUCGUGUUCUACUUGUGGAAAGAGUUGUCUGUUACUUCACAAUUUAAAAAGUCAUAUGAAGAGACAUAUCGGUGCAAACGGCAACGUGUGCUCUGUGUGUGGAAAAUCCUUUCUGAAAGCCAGAGAACUGGAUUGGCACAAAAAGAUCCAUACUGGAGAAAACCCCUAAAAGUGCUCACAUGGUGGAAAAGGUUUUAUUGGGUUCGGGAAACACAACUGAUGUCAAGUGACAAAACUACUUAAAUGUCCUAAUUUAACUAAGACCUACACUGUAAAACUUUGCUGUAAUUUCGCAGCAAGAUUGCCAGUAAUUUACUCUAGAUUUAAUGUACAAUUUUGUUUUAAGCAUAAAUUUACCUAGUUUAUAUAUUUUCCUUUCAUAAAACAAGACUAAAUAUCUUGGGUCACUUUUCUUGUUAUGUAAAUGUAUCGUAAUUUAAGAAGUUUUCAAUCUUUUUACAGAAAACAGGAGAAAAAUGCUUAGGAAGAAUGUCAUUUUUUGCAGUGUUGCUGUGCUAAUGCCAGUCUCUUCUUGCUCAUUUUGAAUCUCAAAAGUCAAAGUGUUUUGAUGUUGAUUAAAGUAAUGGAAAACAGCACUAAUUGGAAAGUAUAUUAAGUAGUAAUUAAAUCUACAGUAAGUUACUGGCAAACCUGCUGCAAAAACUACAGCAAAGUUUAACAGUGUAGACCUGGAUUCAGCUAAUCCCUGUCCGGGAAACCACCCCACAGUGUUUCACCUUUUUUUUCAUUCUCAUGCGUCUGCUUAAAAUGUACAUUUACAUAUGUUAAUUGCUUAUAUUUCAGUCAAUUUUUUAUUUUAAAUAUAUUAUUAUAUAUUUCAUUCUAUAUUUUAGCCUUUACUUAGCACCUUGUUUUAAUUUCACUUUAAUGGUUGUACUUAUUCUAUGUCUUUGGUUUUAUGUUUAAUGCUUCGGCAAAAUUGUAAGAACACCCAAUCAUGCCAAUAAAGAACCUUUACAUUUAAAUUGAUUGUGUAAACUUCAGCCUUCAGGUCCAAGCAUGUGGUGUGAAAUGCUGAUAAACCUGAUACAUUUUGUCAUUAUUAAUUUACUGUCUUGUGCACAUGUUUUUUCGGAAUGUGCAGAUGGUAUAAUCUGAAAAAAUGUUGGGUUAUUUCAACCCAUGACUGGAUCAAAAAAGGACUAACCCAGCCAUUUUAGCCCAAAUCCCUGGGUUGUUUUAGCACAUGGUUGGAUCAAAUCGAAAAAUUUCUGAGUAAUUUUAACACAGCGGUUGGAGUUAUCCUUUUUUUUAUCCAACCAUGGUUUGAAAAUGCAUUUUCAGAGUAUUUAGGUAUUUUAUAAUAUUGAAAAAUAUGGUUCUGGACUAAAAUAAUUGUAUAAAUAAUACAAUAAAUAAAAAUAUAUA